Molecule: messenger RNA, 2438 nt
Organism: Plodia interpunctella (Indianmeal moth)
Lineage: Eukaryota; Metazoa; Arthropoda; Insecta; Lepidoptera; Pyralidae
Gene: Pus7
Product: Pseudouridine synthase 7
Exons: 12
Coding region: 246-2420 (724 amino acids)
Biological process (GO): pseudouridine synthesis
Cellular component (GO): nucleus
Molecular function (GO): RNA binding; pseudouridine synthase activity
Source: RefSeq, a predicted model, not a curated record
GGUUUACUUUACAUAUGGUUUACGUGCAUUGCAUAUUUGUUUGUUUGUCUGCUGCUCGAUUGCUCUAUGGAAAAGCAAAUGUGCAAUUUAAUUUUAAAUAGGUAUAUUUUCAAUUAAUUCUCUCAAUAAAGUUAUUAUAUUUGGUGAAAUCUUAUAUAUUAGUUCUUAGUUAAAUUUAUUUCAAGUUCACAUUUAAUUAAGUAUACUAGUUUGAGUCUGCGUGUCGUUAGGUUAGAAAUUUUUAGAUGAAUACCGGUCAAGGAAAAUUUGGGGCUCGCAAGAGUACCUGGGGGAGUGUAAAUCGGGGAGGUGGUUGGAAUCAAGGGGAGUUUCGGGCGUCUUCGCGCGGUGGAUUCUGGGGUCGUUCUCGGGGCGGCCACAAAGGAGUGCCCCGUAACAACCAGCCAUGGAAAAGCAAACCAAACAGAGACAUGCCUGGGAAGAGGCUAUCGGAAGAAGAAAUAGCCGUUACCCAGUAUAUGAGCGAUCAUAAAGGUUUUAAUGGAAUCAUAAAGUCAAGGUACUCAGACUUCCAAGUGUCAGAAAUCAAUGAGAAAGGUGAGGUAGCCAAGCUGACAGACUUGACAGUACCCGAGCCUCCUGAGGAAGACUCUGUGGAUGAAGAUGAGGAGCUGUUCUCUAAGUACAAUCUGGAGAUCCUGCCAAUAGAGACCUGGGAUAACAUCAACAAACUGCUUAUGACUGCCCAGCCCACUGAUGAGAAAGUUGAAAUAGACGUGACAGGCAUGACGAAAGAGCAACGGACCAAGAUACAUGAUGCUGUAAAGAAGGCUUUCACGGAUGCUAUAGUGGGCAGUACUGUCACGGUUGAUGACAAGAAGUUUGUGCGAUUUGAAAGGUAUCGUAAGGGAGUUCGCAUAGACAACAGAGUGAAGUGGAACUGGCCCGGUGAAUACCUCUACUUUAUAGUGUACAAGGAGAACUGUGACACGAUGGACGCCGCCGUCAGGAUAGCCGAGCGACUGAGGCUCAAUAUAAAGCCGUCGAUGAUCGGCUACGCGGGCACGAAGGACCGCCGCGCGAAGACGUCGCAGUGGUUCAGCCUGCGCAAGGUGGACCCGCGGCGCGCGGCCGCGGCGUCCGCGCCCGGCCUCCGCCUCGGGAACUACAGCUUCGGCCACGCCACGCUCAAGCUCGGCAUGCUGCGGGGCAACCAGUUCCGAAUCGCGCUCCGCAACGUGACAGCAGACGACUCCGUGAUAGAGCACGCGUGCGCGCUGCUCCGCGACCGCGGGUUCGUCAACUACUACGGGCUGCAGCGGUUCGGGGUGCGGAGGGACACCCCCACCUACGUCAUCGGCAGGAAACUGCUGCAGGGGAACUUUAGAGACGCAAUCGAGCUCAUCCUGGAAGAGCGAGAGGGCGAGCUAUCGGAAGCGCUGCGUCUCUAUCGCUCCAGCGGGCCGCAGCGCGCCGCGCGCGCGCUGCCGCGGCGCGCCGGCCGGCACAUUGAAGUGCGGCUGCUGAAGGCUUUGGCUAAGGCUCCUAACGAUCUGCUGGGAGCCUUAAAUAAGAUAUCCCGCAACACCCGGCUGCUGUACCUGCACUCGUACCAGUCGCUGGUGUGGAACAAGGCUGUUUCGGAACGACUCCAGAAGUUUGGAAAACAGCCUGUGGCCGGAGACCUGGUGCCCCUUACUAAGGUCACCAAUGAAGUGUUUGCUGAGGAACUAGUAGGAGGAAUGGAAUCUGACGGCGAUGACGACGAAGCGGAACAAAAAGACGACCAGAGCGCGACAGCAACACCUAAUACAGAUAAAUCAGACAAGGACAGUAAGACAGACAAAGUUCCUGUUAAAAUUCUAACGCAAGAGGACAUAGAUAGUGGGCGUUAUACGAUUUUCGACAUUGUGUUACCGUUGCCAGGGUACAAUAUCGAGUAUCCGCCGAAUAUGAGGGAUUUCUAUGAGGAACAGUUGAAGAAAGAUGAUCUGACGUUGGAGUUGAGGCAUAAAAUAAAGAGCUACAGCAUGUCGGGCGCGUACCGCGCGGUGGCGGCGCGCGCUGCGGCGCUGCGCUGGCGCGCCGUGCGCUACUCCGACGCCGGCGCCGACCUGCUGCGCUCCGACUGGGACGAGCUCAACCAGCGCCAGCUCCACGGUAUCAUACCUGACGGCAAGUACAAAGCGCUGCUGCUGACGAUGUCGCUGCCCGCGAGCUGCUACGCCACCAUGGCGCUGCGGGAGCUGCUGAAGGUGGACACCUCGUGCGACAGCCAGGCCGCGCAGAACAACUACCACUUGGCGGCCGGACACGGGGAUAAACAUGAAGAAAAUCACAGUGAAGUCAAUAAGAACGAGAAUGGAGUGGAGAAACGGAAAAUGGAAGACGAAUAUAUAAUGGAAGUGAAGAAAACCAAGGCGAGUGUAGGCGAAAAUUACUCUUCGGGUAACCAAUAAAUAGAGAUUAUAUUUGAA